Vicugna pacos (alpaca) is the source of this 1698-nucleotide messenger RNA. NCBI's taxonomy places the organism in Eukaryota, Metazoa, Chordata, Mammalia, Artiodactyla, Camelidae. The record is from RefSeq and is a predicted model, not a curated record.
CCAGCCAAAGAGGGACAAAGAAUUGGAGACAGGUGGCAGAGUGGAGCAAAGUGGCGGCUGGGGGGUAGCCUGCCUUCUCCCAACUAGCACAUCACGGACACGUGUGCUUCUUUAAUCCUGGGGGCACCUUGGAAGGUACCCUGCUGGAGAGAAAAGUUGCCAGACGGCCAGCAUCGCCACCACGGAAGCCUCUGCCCAGACCCGGAAGUGUGCGGAUGCCGAGGUGCAGACUGAGGCCCCCGAGCCGGUGGGCGCGCCAUCCAUGCCCUGGAACGAUGGCCCCCAGCUUGCAGCCUUUCUCCGGAGAGUGGAGGUCAUGGUCACCCGGGAGCUGAAUAAGAAUUGGCAGAGUCACGCGUUUGACGGCUUCGAAGUGAACUGGGCCGAGCAGCAGCAGACGGUGACCUGCCUGCACACCCUGGGCUACCCCCCAGCCCAAGGGCAGGGUCUGCAUGUGACCAGCGUCUCCUGGAACAGCACCGGGUCCGUGGUGGCCUGUGCCUAUGGCCGACUGGACGACGGGGACUGGAGCAUGCUGAAGUCCUUUGUGUGCGCCUGGAACCUGGACCGGCGAGGCCUGAACCCCCAGCAGCCAUCAGCGGUGGUGGAGGUGCCCAGUGCUGUCAUGUGCCUGGCCUUCCACCCCACACAGCCCUCCCAUGUUGCAGGUGGGCUGUACAGUGGCGAGGUGCUGGUGUGGGACAUAAGCCGUCCUGAGGACCCACUGCUCUGGUGCACGGGCCUGACAGACGACACACACACCGACCCCGUGUACCAGGUGGUUUGGCUCCCGGAGCCCCGGCAUAGCCACCGCUUCCAGGUGCUGAGCGUGGCCACUGACGGGAAGGUGCUGCUCUGGCAGGGGGCCGGGGCCGGCCGGCUGCAGCUCAGUGCAGGCUUUGCCCUGGCCGUGCAGCAGCUCCCCAGGAACACCAAGCUAAAGAAGCCUCCCCGGGGGGAGACCGAGGUGGGCGCCACGGCGGUGGCUUUCUCCAGCUUUGACCCCAGCCUUUUUGUGCUGGGCACGGAAGGCGGCUUCCCGCUCAAGUGCUCCCUGGCAGCGGAGGAGGCCGCCCUUGCACGGACGCCCAGCUCUGUGCCCCUGCGGGCCCCGGCACUGUUCACCUUCUCUCCCCACGGCGGCCCCAUCUACUCCGUGAGCUGCUCCCCCUUCCACAGGAAUCUGUUCCUGAGCGCGGGGACAGACGGCCACGUCCACCUGUACUCCAUGCUGCAGGCGCAGCCCCUGACCUCCCUGCAGCUGUCCCACAAGUACCUGUUUGCUGUGCGCUGGUCCCCAGUGCGCCCCUUGGUGUUUGCAGCUGCUUCUGGGGAAGGUGAUGUACAGCUGUUUGAUCUCCAGAAAAGCUCCCAGAAACCCACAGUUUCAAUCAAGCAAACCCAGGAUGAAAGCCCUGUCUACUGUCUUGAGUUUAAUCGCCAGCAGACUAAGCUGCUGGCUGCCGGCGAUGCCAAGGGCGCAGUAAAGAUAUGGCAGCUGAGUACUGAGUUCACUGAACAAGGACCUCGGGAAACAGAGGACUUGGACCAGCUGGCAGCAGAGGUGGCCGCCUGAGGGUGACAGAGCAACAGCCGGGCCAUGGUGGGGAGAGCCUCUAAAUGCAGAGGCAGGUGGGGUGAGGCUGCACUGGUGCUGUGUGUUUCUGAUGGAAGCUGAAUGAAGACAAGAUGAGCUUU